Cheilinus undulatus (humphead wrasse) is the source of this 3133-nucleotide messenger RNA. It is a transcript of the gene efcab7, whose product is annotated as EF-hand calcium binding domain 7. The transcript is spliced from 13 exons. Lineage: Eukaryota; Metazoa; Chordata; Actinopteri; Labriformes; Labridae. Bases 169 to 2034 code for a protein of 621 amino acids. Gene Ontology annotation, molecular function: calcium ion binding. The record is from RefSeq and is a predicted model, not a curated record.
UGGCAACGGGGUGUGACAAGCAAUGUAGAAGACGAUAAUGCGUUGUUUGUGUAAUUUUACAACAAUGAACUUCGAGUAAACUCUAUUCAGCACGCGCUGGCAGUGGUAUUUGCUUUAAGCCCGGAACGUUUAAGCUAACGGUAUCAUUUUGUCUUUUCUUCCACAAAGAUGUCUUUUCAAGAUUUAUCUCUUCCGUCUGAUGAUGAGGCUUUCUACGUUCAGUGCAGAGCUGCAUACCUGGCUGUGUUCAGGUCUAGUUUGGCUAAUAUCGCUUCGAAACAGCAGUUAUGUCGCGCUCUCCAACAAGCCGGUAGAAAUCCAUCCCAUGCCACUCUCAGCAAAUACUGGACCCCGAGGACAUCCAAGCUCAACUUUGAUGACUUCUGUGAGAUUCUCAAAUGUGAAAGGAAAACAGAGGAAACUGAGUUGGUGAGAGCCUUCAAGAGGAUGGACGUGAAUGGGGAUGGCUUCAUCUCACACAGUGAACUGGAAAAGGCCCUCACCACUAGAGGAGAGAAAAUGACCCCUGAAGAGGUGAAUGCUAUUUUCUCUUUGGCCGACAUCAAUAGAGACGGCAAAUUGGACUAUGCAGAAUUUUGCAGAUUGUUUAUAUCUACAGUAGAGCAGUGUCAGACAGCGGCUUUGGAGAGGCUUGAGUCCAAUGCCAAGCUGAAGAGACAGAACUUUGGCAGUCAGUCAUACAGCCCUCCAAAGAGCUCUGUGUCAUCAUCAGCACCAUCAGCAGCAGUGGCAGCGACUCUCCCUCAACCACCGGAAACCCCCAGAGCAGACUCAGACACAGCACUCAAGAAAGACAGUCGAUCAUCGUCUCGUCCUUCUUCGGCUCGCAGCAGACGGUCUUCCUUGUCGAAUCUGACCACCGUGACAACCAGCAGCACUAAGACCAGCAAAGUACAAGAGCCCUUAGGCUCACAGGAGUGGCAUCGAACUUUUGUGAGGGGCUGUUUCUUCCUGGAGGAUGAUGGGAGUAUCAGCUCUCUGCAGUACCAGCUCCACAUCCCCCAGACCACCACCGUCUGCCUGACCAUGCAACCACUCAUUCUCAGCAACAGACCUGACAAGCCUUCUCUUUGGAUGGCAGUGGACACGGCUCUGUUUGUAACAACAGCUGGUGAAACUAAAGAGGAUUCAACUUUAGUGUGUUUCACUGAGUCCAAAGACAAAGAGAAGUAUACUUGGAGAGGAGAACUGAAUGCUGGGACAUACUACUUACUUCCCUUCACUACUGGCUGCAAACUGAAGAAAAGAACAGAAAAGAACCUCUCCAGUAAACCCACAGAGCUCAUUUACAGAACUGAUACUGGAGAACUGGACCUCACCAGGGAGCUCAGGGAGGCACUGUCUGACAUCUUUGAAGUGAUAGACAUGGAUGGAAAUGGUUUGCUCAGUCUGGAGGAGUACAACCUCUUUGAGUUGAGGACCAGCGGAGAGCAAUGUGACAAGGAUGCCUGGGCGGUCUGCAAAGAAAACUUUGAUAUGAGAAAGAACCAGCUGACUCGGCAAGGCUUCAUGGAGCUGAACCUGAUGGAGGCCACAGAAAAAGAUGGAGACCCUGCAGACCUCUGGGUCACUCUGGAAGCUAUGGGUUUCAACCAAAUGCUGGAGUUAGUAGAGGCGUGCCCGUUCCAGAUAGAAAUUCACUGUGAAGGCACUCAGCCCUCUAUUCAGACAAUCAAUUUGGACUCAGGGCCCAAGCUCCUGAACCAGGCUCUCCAGAAGUCCAUUACAGCCAGGACAGGAGCCAAAGCACUGAGGGGCCAAGAUAACGUCUUCAUCUACACAUACAGAGGAGAGCACAGGAUCUCCUCCCUCAUAGCCAACAAGAGCAACCAGAAAGUGACGGUCCAUGUAAACAACGAGCAGAACAAGAACUGCUGCAGCAGCAGAGGCAUGAGUGUGUUCGCUGUAGAGGUGCCAGCCAGGACUAAGAUGGUGUGCCAGCAUGUCCUGCCCAUCAGUGACAAACAGGAAUGGACCUACAGCUGUAUGGAGACAGUACUACCUUGCACUUGAAGGUUUACUUCAAUUGAGAUUUUAAAGUUUGGAUGAAAAAAAAAAAGUCUUAAUAGAAAUAUAUCAUUAUCCGUAUGAUCACUUCUGUUACUAGUGAAACCAAAUGAUUACCAUGAGUGAGCUUUGCCUUGACAAAUGGGGCUUAUUAUUUGUCCAGCCUCAUGUAUCAUACACAUUAAACUAAACCCCUUUGGAUGCUUAUGGGCGGUAGCUUGUUCAGGUACAACUAAACGAAUGUUAGAGUAUGAUAUAUAUCACUUUUAAAUGUAGUGGCUACUUUUGUUAUGUCCAGCAUGUCCAAAUCCUCCCAUAAGAUAUGUUCUAAAAGUCAUAUUUUUAGCCCCUGAUAACUGGGGCUAUUCUUUGUAAAUAGACAGUAGAUUUUACAGCUGCCUUUGUGUAUAAUGCUGUGCCAUGUUAUGUCAAUUAACAAUUUUAACUUUAUUAAAGCACCUUAUUGUGAAUUUCUGACUAGUUUAUAGUCAGUUUUUGAUAUAGGUUUAUGCCUCACAGUUAUGGUUUUGAAACAGUCCUCCUUAAAUAACAUUAAAAUUAAAGUUUUUUUUCCUUUUAACUCCUUUUCCAUGUUAGAGAGUUCAUGUGACUAAGGAGACCAGUUACAUUCAAAUGAAAAAAAUAUGCCCUGUUUUUCUGAGUUAGUUUUUUUAAUUUUGAAUUUUUCUGAGUUCUUCUGACUUUCUCAGAAUUACAUCAUACACUUAUAUGGAAAAUAAAUUUCUGGUAUAAUUUUUGAGUACGUUUAACUUAGGAAAAACUUUAAGUAUAGCACAUAAUCCCUAUUCAUGUGCUGAUUUAAGUUCUAUUUAUAUGUUUUACUGUUGUAAUCAAUUUAUAUAUUUUUGGUUUACACAUUUGAAUGCAAUCCUUCAUUUUGCUAUCCAUCAACAUCUUGUUCAUACAGGAAUAGUUAAAAACAAUAAAAGCCUAUGCUUGAAAUGCAGUCUUGCUGUGGCUAGGAUAUGAUGCUGCACUCACUCAGACAGGUUAAAAGUGUUCAUUGUAUUUUCUUGCAAAAUCACCAGAAACAAAAACACACCAAUUCUUGCCAAAAAGUCAUGUCAUAAUAAAUAAGUGUAAU